GAGCACCGUCGCAAAGUAAAUAAUAAAAAAAAUAAUAUUAACUCCACGUCAUAUUCGAAUAAAAUUAAAUUUAUUGGAUUUAUUUUUCCAUUCCUUCUAAUUUCCGUUUGUAUUAGAUUACAGAAGAAGCAUUUUGCAUAUGUGAGAAAAAUUAAGAACGUUAAAUCAUUAGGUAUACCAAUUUGAAAACUCCUGUCUUUGACAAAGAAAGAAAGGCUCUAUAGAAAAAUAGUGCUGAAUGUUUUGAUAAGCGAUUAUGCGAUGCAAUCAAGAGCCAGACGUCGUUUCAAUCCAGAUGAAGCAAAUGAGUCGUUUUCUGUGAUUACCAUUGGCGGUGACGGACAUCCGAGUGGCAACAACACAGUACCUGGCUCGGAGAACGGCGAGGCGAACGAACAAUAUAAGGAGAAACCAAAAUAUCCAACCUUCGGCGGUAACAGCUGGUUGCCAGCGAUACCACAGAAACUUUUGUCCAGUGUCAUCAAUCACAGCUCCUUUGGCUUGAACAAUAAUCAAAAACAUUCUGAUACACCGACUACAGUGACUCCUUAUUUAGCUGAAGACGAAGAUCUUGAUAUUUUUAAGGACAACGAACCAGAAUUCAUAAUGACGGCCAGAGAUAGAUCAACGGAAUUUUCCAAUGCAAUACGGUCUUUGCAAGGUCGAAACAUACAACGAGCUGUUAAUGUGAAGGACCCGAAGAAAGCGAAACAGUUGCAAAGCUAUUCGGAGUUUAUGAUGAUAGCCAAGCAUAUCGGAAAAAAUAUUGCUAGCACAUACACCAAGUUAGAAAAGUUGACGAUGUUGGCUAAACGAAAAACUCUUUUCGAUGAUCGGCCUGCCGAAAUUCAGGAACUAACGUACAUCAUCAAAGGGGAUCUGAAUUCUUUAAACCAGCAAAUUGCUAGACUACAAGAAAUAUCCAAAUCGCAGCGUAAAUCAACCACCGGAAAGCAUCUACUGUCACAUUCCUCCAACAUGGUAGUCGCUCUCCAGGCAAAAUUGGCCAACAUGAGCUCGGAUUUCAAACAGGUUUUGGAAGUACGAACUGAAAAUUUGAAGCAACAGAAAACGCGACGAGAUCAGUUUAGUCAAGGGCCAAUAUCAAGUAGCUUGCCACCAUCGACAAUGCGCGGGUCAACCCAGGGUAGCUUGCUCUUGCAAGAGCAAGACCAAAUAAGCAUCGAUAUGAGCGUACCCGGAGGCGGUCCCAAUUCGGAUCGUGUUCCACUGCUUCAGCAGCAACAGCAACUGGUGCUUUACGAUGAAUCUGACAGCUACGUGCAGGAACGUGCUGAAACUAUGCAAAAUAUUGAAAGUACCAUCGUUGAACUUGGCGGAAUAUUCCAGCAACUUGCACAUAUGGUCAAAGAACAGGAAGAAAUGGUAGAACGAAUCGAUACCAAUCUGCAGGACGUAGAAAUGAACGUCGAAGCGGCUCAUGGAGAAAUUUUGAAAUAUUUCCAAUCGGUUACCAAAAACCGUUGGCUGAUGAUUAAAAUCUUUGGUAUCCUUAUACUUUUCUUUAUAUUCUUUGUCAUUUUCUUGGCAUAGAAAUUGCAAGUAAUGUGGCCUGUUUUUUCAUGUUUCAAAUGUAAUGAUAUUGUUGAAGGUUCUAAGUUGGUGAUAAUUAAACAUGCUGAUAUACUUUAACAUCCUUAAACACUUUUUUGUUAAAUGUAAAUAAACGCGUAUUAUUCAAAUCAACAAUAAAGAAAUAUUUUAGCAA
Molecule: messenger RNA, 1729 nt
Organism: Uranotaenia lowii
Lineage: Eukaryota; Metazoa; Arthropoda; Insecta; Diptera; Culicidae
Gene: Syx5
Product: syntaxin-5
Exons: 3
Coding region: 262-1554 (430 amino acids)
Biological process (GO): endoplasmic reticulum to Golgi vesicle-mediated transport; vesicle fusion; intracellular protein transport
Cellular component (GO): Golgi membrane; endomembrane system; SNARE complex
Molecular function (GO): SNARE binding; SNAP receptor activity
Source: RefSeq, a predicted model, not a curated record